UCGAAGGAUUUUCUCUUGCUUGUUGUCAUCGAAGUUGCGGUUAAUGAGGCCAAGAGGGCGCUGUUAUGUUGAUCAGCUGUUGUUAUAUUUUUAAAUGUAGAAAAACCAAUUGCUCUUAUCACAAAGAUAACUUAUAAAUCGCAUAUAGCUUCAUCAAAUGUUGUUCAAAAAUUUAAUCGAAAAAAGAUAGAGAGGUGGUUACUGUCCUGCUGUGGCUCUUCCCAGGAUGUCUGAUGCACCUCCUACUGACAUUACGGCAACAGAAAAAGGAGAGAAUGUGUUGAAUGUUACUAAAGUAGUCUCUGAAACUGCAGUAGAUGAUGCUGUUGUUAAGCCCGUUUGUACAUCUCAAGCCAAUCAAAUCCCUAGCAAUGCACGCACUCUGAGUGGACUGCUUAGUGAAGAGAGAUUUACUGUGACCCCUUGUGAAACAGAAAAGGAAGUACAUAAUAAAAGUGAACAGUCUGAACUUGGAAGAAAGAAGAAACGGUGCCCGUGCCCAUGGAAAGCUCAGCCUCCUCCGCGGCCGUUCAAGAAAGCUCGCUAUGCGUGGCAGAUUAAAAAUUAUGAGCACACUGUGUCUCGAAUGAAGAAAGCAAUUGCUCAGCAGCCUCAAACUUUACCGUCAGGGAAUCCUGGUUCUGCAAGAGGAGCUGCUAACAUCGAUUCAAUACCAGCUACAAAUGAGACAAAACGGAGUGCAGAAUCAGCCUACUAUCCUGGUCUCUAUGGCAACCUGCCAGCUGCAUACUCUACUGGGUUUUACAACCCUCUGUUACGAUGGUCAAAAACGCCUGAAGCGUCUUGUGUUGAAAUUCCCGUUAAUCGCAUGUUACAAAAUAUGUUUUUCUCUGGCAAUGAACCAUCUUCUGGUUUGCAUCCUUUGCUCAUGAUGAGCCUUGCAGAGGGCAAUGCUGCUGCUUUCAACGAAAGCUUGAGAUGUGAAGAUCUUCCUCGAGACUGUGCCCCUCUUCUGGCUGCAGAUGUUGAGGGCGCUACUAGCCCAGGCCUACAGAGCCCUCCUACCUCUGACUACGACUCAUCCUCUGAUGAAGCCAGUCUUGGAGACGACCUCGUACCAGAUGCCCAGAUGAUGAGUCAUUUUCCUCCCUCAUAUCCCUCUCUGCAGCAGCAGCAGCAGCAACAACAUUUGAUAAGCUCUCCUCAGCAACGCCAUUACUUGUCUAGUGCAGAGAAUGCGCAUCACCAAAUGUUGCAGCACCAUCAGCACAAUCCCGUGUCAUGUGCUCAACUUCCUCACGUGAAUGCCAUGCCCGCGCGUUGCGACUCCCCUUUGGAUGUUCCUCUGAGCCAAAGAAGGCCAUACAUUGCUGACGAUCCACCAUCGCCUCAGAUAAAUUACAGCCAUCACUGCCCUGAUCAAACCAACAAUGAUACAAAUUUAGCUUUCCACAACGCUAUGAUGAACUGCCCUAUUAGCAUGACCAACCGACACCUCUUCAGCCUGCAACUCCACAACUUUUGUGAGAGAAUGCAAGCCAACAAUAACCUUUUCCAGUUCAAUCAGUCAUAUCAGCAGUACAGGAACAGUUGUGCUCGCAUUACAGAGUUCAUGGAUGAGCAAUCUAGCUUAAAUUUGCGGAAUUGUGAACAGAACAACGAUGCAACACUGGGCGACCGAGAUCUAUCCUCAGUCGCCGAUGAUUAUACCGGUCAGGUACAGCAAAAUCCCAUUAUGGAUUCUUUAGGAGAUGAAAAUUGCAGUAUUUUAAAAAAUUUGGGUCCUUCAUUACCUACAAAUACGGAUUUGCCGAAAAAUAACGGUGAUGGUCAUCAAGGUUUGCCUAAAUUAUCGAAGCUUGAUGAUGAAACGAUUAGUAACAAAGCAGGAAUUGAGGAUGUAACAGUACAGGUAAAUUCUCACGAUCCGUCGCUGAAAAAUCCUCUCUUGAUCCCUCCUGUCGAUAGAAAAAGUGAUAAUUCUCAUAAUACAGGAGGAAUAACAGAGUUUAUCGGCGCUGUCUUAGCCUCAGGUUUGAGAGACGAGUUACAGCAGCAUACUGAAACAGAAAACACUGCACUGAAUCCUCUACAGUUUGUGCCAGUAAUAGAUGCUUCACUGUCUACUACCGAUGAAUGUAAACAAAACGCCUUGUCUACGUCCAAAGAGCCAUUGGCAAAAAAUGUAAAUGAUAGCAAAAUGCUAAAUCAUGGAUGCAGUGGCAGAAGUGAUGAAGAUACUCUAAGGACUUCUGUUCAGCAGGUUGGGAAAAAUUUAACUGUGGAUUCGGUAGAGAAUGGAGACCUUCCUAGAAACGGAAUGGAUGAAAAUGUUUUCUCAGAUCCUGAAGAUGUAAGAGGCGCUGUAAAAGAAGAUUGCAAUAUUACUUUGAAUCUAAGCAAGGCUGAACAUGCCAAGCAUGCAGAUACUCGAGACUCUUCAUCAGGAAGUGUCAGAGGACUUGACCGCACUGAAGAGCUUAAAUGUGAUGGUAGCUCGGCUGUAUUGAAGUGUAAGCUUGACACUGAUGACACGGGUGACUCGUGUUCAAUUGCUAGCUUUAGUCCUAAAUGCUUAAGCUGUGUCAGUGGCUGUGAUGACUGCUCUAGAAACUUCAGUGACAGGGCUUUAGAAUCGCCAAACAAUAGAUUAACUUUGUUGACAUGCAGCUGCGUCAUAGCUAAACAAUGUUCUGACGAAGCUUCCAUUACUCCAGAGGAUGCAAGAAGUCCUCUUACCUCGAACCCAAGCCACGGUGACUGUGAUAAUCUUGGCGACGCAGAACUUUCAAGUCAAGCAGCUAAAAAGAUAGCGCUCAGAAAAGAUGACUCUUUCCCUGGUGAUGUUUCUGAACCUGGUUCAUGUUGUUCCACCCGUGAGAGGCCAGACUCAGUCGAAACGCCGCAUGAUGAUGGCGAUGUUUGCGUGAAGACAGAUGUGAAGUCGUGUUCGUCAAUCCCUGAUACUCAUGAUGAUGCUGAGGUUUCCGAAGAGAAAGCAACAUCUGCCCUCGUGCAUCAUAUCUGCGACAACAACAAUGAUAAGUUUUUCCUUGACCAAGCCUUUCAUGUGGCCAUCAAACAAGGACUAGGAUAUCAAAAGGCAUAAUUAAUUGCUAAUUUAAUCUCAAAAGGAAUUGCUUAUUAAAUUAAGGUAUGUGUACUUUGUUUCAAAGGUUAUGAUUUCUCUUGUUGUAAGAAGUGUGAAGUUUUAACCUAUACUAGCCUGAAAAUAUCCUCCAAAAUCCCGGGCUAAGAAUAUAAUGAAAGUAUUAAGAGUUGGUGUGAUUUGAAUUCGUUUUAGGUGAACUUCUGUGAAGAGAGGUAGUGAGUGCUUUGGCUUGAAUGUAUCCUGUUAGUGUUGCUCUUUGUAUGCAUAGCAAUCUUUGAUGUCAUUGAAUGAUGCACUAUGACCAACGCCCAAAAGAGAAUUAAAUCGAAUGCUUUGCUUCUACUUAAAUGUGGUACGAGGUAGUCAUAUCUGAAAUUCCUGAUAGUUACUACAACAAAGUAUAGCUUUGGCUUAGGAAGAUAUUUUAUCUACUUAUUUAUUCCAUCGCAAAUGAGUCCUCAUCUGUGUUGUGCUGUGAGUGCUUACAUCAUGUUUUCUUCCUCUCGUGAGGGCCGGUUGGUAAUCUCUACUGCUCUAGUGGUGUUUAGAUUAUCCAUUUCCCCUCCUUUACUUUUCAUGCUCCAUUUUCCAAAUUGGGAACUUAGAGACUACAACUUGUAUUUGAGUGCGGCGGUUUCCAGAUCUGUCUGUGAUGCGACUUGGUCUCACGAACUCUGGGAGCUGCGUUUGUCCCAGACCUUAAAUACUUGCUGAUCACUGUUAUGUUUUUUUGAAGGUCAUAAUGUUUUUGUGAUUUUUUCUUCCGAUCGGAGUUUUCUAUUAUGGUACCGUGUGAAGUUUGACCGUUCUGAUUCAAUUAUUAUUAGCUGUUUGCUCAUGCUUGCGACGGCUCCAACUUCUUCAUCAUGAAUUACUAGGAAAAAUAAACAUGCUAUCAAAGCUCAAUCUAAAUUUUCUUUUGUUAUAGUUUUGUACAAUUUUGAAAUCUUAGGCCAUUUCAAAGUGCUGGACAAAGUGUAAAGUAAAGAAAUUUAAUAAAGUCAGCAACGGUACGAAUAAUAAAUAAUUUCAAAUAGAAACAUUGAUUUGGAUCAAAAUACU
This is a messenger RNA of Hyalella azteca, 4135 nucleotides long. RefSeq lists its product as uncharacterized. The record is from RefSeq and is a predicted model, not a curated record. The coding region runs from base 227 to 3070 and encodes 947 amino acids. NCBI's taxonomy places the organism in Eukaryota, Metazoa, Arthropoda, Malacostraca, Amphipoda, Hyalellidae. The transcript has 2 exons.